Molecule: messenger RNA, 6613 nt
Organism: Sphaerodactylus townsendi
Lineage: Eukaryota; Metazoa; Chordata; Lepidosauria; Squamata; Sphaerodactylidae
Gene: KDM4A
Product: lysine demethylase 4A
Exons: 22
Coding region: 434-3589 (1051 amino acids)
Biological process (GO): chromatin remodeling
Cellular component (GO): nucleus
Molecular function (GO): histone H3K9 demethylase activity; histone H3K36 demethylase activity
Source: RefSeq, a predicted model, not a curated record
ACAGCACAGAAGGAGUAACAGAAACCAGAAGUAACUCGGUCACGACUCCAGCGGAGACAUUUACAUGUUGAAACAAAAGUGACCAGACGUCGUCGUCGUCGCGCCCUGCUGUAAAUCGUGGCCGGAACUAUUUUCUCGGCGGGGUGCGUUAAUUCGAUCAGCCGUCGCAGCAGCGACGACGCUAAUGCAAUCACGAAUGCGUCAGUGAUUGGCAGCGAUCGGUAGCCUAUGAGAAGUCACAACCUACUCAGGAGCGAGUGGUGAUUGGGUCGCAGCACGUUGGCCACGUGACGCGAGGGGCGGGCUGGAGUACGGUGUUGGUCUCAGGGUGGUCGCUGCUGGUUGGGCCCUGGCGGAGGCGGCGGCUGCACGGACGGAGAGUGCACUAUUUCUUCUGAUUCUCAUGUAAUACAGAAAACUGUGAGCAAGAAUCAUGGCUUCGGAAUUAGAGAAUCUAAAUCCAAGUGCCAGAAUAAUGACAUUUCAUCCAACUGUGGAAGAGUUCAAAAACUUCAGUCGUUACGUUGCAUACAUAGAAUCCCAAGGAGCUCACAGGGCUGGACUAGCAAAGGUUGUUCCUCCCAAGGAAUGGAAACCCCGUGCGUGCUAUGAUGACAUUGAUGAGCUAAUCAUCCCUGCUCCCAUUCAGCAAGUGGUUACUGGCCAGUCAGGACUUUUCACACAAUAUAACAUCCAGAAGAAAGCUAUGACAGUUCGGGAGUUCAGAAGGAUAGCAAAUAGUGAUAAGUAUUGCACACCUCGCUAUACUGAGUUUGAAGACCUUGAACGCAAGUACUGGAAGAAUCUCACAUUCAAUCCCCCAAUCUAUGGUGCUGAUGUUAAUGGCACACUCUAUGAUAAGCAUAUAAAUGAGUGGAAUAUUGGCCAUCUCAAUACAAUUCUGGAUAUAGUAGAGAAUGAGAGCGGCAUUACCAUUGAGGGGGUGAAUACUCCUUAUCUCUAUUUUGGGAUGUGGAAAACUUCCUUUGCUUGGCACACUGAGGACAUGGACCUCUACAGCAUCAACUAUCUGCAUUUUGGGGAGCCCAAGUCAUGGUAUUCCAUUCCUCCAGAACAUGGGAAGCGGCUGGAACGUCUUGCUAAAGGUUUUUUUCCUGGAAGUGCCCAGAGCUGUGAAGCUUUCCUCCGUCAUAAGAUGACCCUGAUCUCUCCAUCGAUAUUGAAGAAAUAUGGCAUCCCUUUUGAUAAGGUAACCCAAGAGGCAGGUGAAUUCAUGAUAACCUUUCCUUAUGGAUAUCAUGCUGGCUUCAAUCAUGGCUUCAACUGUGCUGAAUCUACCAACUUUGCCACUCUCCGGUGGAUUGAGUAUGGAAAACAGUCUAUUCUGUGUUCAUGCCGAAAGGAUAUGGUCAAAAUUUCCAUGGAUGUUUUUGUGAGGAAAUAUCAGCCAGAUCGUUACAAGUUUUGGAAAGCAGGGAAAGAUGUGACCAUCAUUGACCACACUCUUCCAACACCAGAGGCAGCUGAGUUCUUCAAAGGAGACCUCUUCCAGAAAGUGGGGAAACAAUGUCUUGAAGAAAUUGAAUCAGAAGAUGAAUGCAAAGCAGACAUAGACACUGAUGAGACCAGGAAUUUGCCCAAGCAUCGCAUCGGAACCAAGCGUCAUCGUGUCUGUUUGGAGGUGCCCCAAGAAGUGAGCCAAAGUGAGGCCUUCCCCAAGGAAGAGCUGGUUCCAGUGCCGUUUGAGAUGGAUGAGGCAGAGUCUCCUGUUGGGCCCGCUAGAGAGCCAGUGCAGCAAGGUGACCAAGGACCAGCGCCUUCAGAAUAUGCAGAUUUUUCAGAAGUGAAGUUUGAAGAACUAAAAAAUGUGAAAUUGGACGAAGAGGAAGAAGAGCCUGAGGCGGCUGUUUUGGAUCUUUCUGUUCCUCACUCCAUGUCUUCCACCUUGGCCCAGUCUGCUCUGAAACAAAGUCCAGUUUCCAUCCUUCAUUCUGGAUCUCCGCUGUGUUCUGGUUCUUCAGAUUGUGAACCCACUGACAUCCCCAGGCAGGCUUUUGAGCAAGCCGAGGUUCUGACUGUACACAGUUAUGCUAAGGAAGAAGCAAAUGGCAUGGACAAUGGACGGACCGCUGGAAAGAAAGCCACUGCUACAGCAAGCAUGAAUGAAGUGGAGCUUGCAAAAAUGGCAAAGGAGUAUAUAAGGUCAGUGAAAGAUCGCAAGAAGGCAAAAGGGCGGCGCCAACCUUUGAGCAAACUCCCACGUCAUCACCCACUGUUGAUGAAAGAUGGCCUCAGUGAUGAUGAAAUGUCAGAGCAGUUGACACCAGAAGAAGAAAUUGAGGAAACGGAGACAUGGGCCAAGCCUCUCAGUCAGUUAUGGCAAAAUCGCCCUCCAAACUUCGAGGCAGAAAAGGAGUAUAAUGCAGCUAUGGCUCAGCAGGCCCCCUACUGCGCGGUCUGUAUGCUUUUCCAGACCUACCAGGCAGAUUGUGGAGGCCAGAGCUCUCAGGCUGCUGCUGAUGGAAAGAUGAGAACAAAACCCUUGAUUCCUGAGAUGUGCUUUACUACCACUGGCUGCAGCACAGAUGUCAGUCUUUCCACACCUUACUUGGAGGAAGACGGCACCAGCCUUUUGAUCACCUGCAAGCGUUGUUGGGUCCGCGUGCAUGCCAGUUGCUACGGAGUAGCACCUGAAAAGGCAUCAGAGGACUGGAAGUGUUCCCGGUGCAAAGCUAAUGCUUUGGAGGAGGAUUGCUGCCUGUGCUCUCUUCGAGGAGGUGCACUUCAAAAAGCCAAUGAUAACAAGUGGGUCCAUGUUAUGUGUGCUGUGGCUGUUCUGGAGGCCAAGUUUGUGAACAUUGCUGAUCGCAGUCCAGUAGAUGUCAGCAAAAUACCUCUUCAGCGCUUCCGGCUGAAAUGUGUUUUCUGCAAAAAACGCCGGAAGAGAAUUGCUGGCUGCUGUGUGCAGUGUUCUCAUGGCCGAUGCCCUACAUCCUUCCACGUCAGCUGUGCUCAAGCAGCUGGAGUUAUGAUGCAGCCAGAUGACUGGCCUUUUGUUGUCUUCAUUACCUGUUUCAGGCAUAAGAUCCCAUCCCAAGCAGAGCGAGCCAAGGCUGCUCUGCAGGAUCUGGCUGUGGGGCAGCCAGUGAUCAGCAAGCACAAGAAUGGGCGUUUCUACCAAUGUGAGGUGGUCAGUCUGACCAAGGAAACCUUUUAUGAGGUCAACUUUGAUGAUGGGUCCUUCAGUGACAACCUGUACCCAGAAGACAUUGUGAGUCGAGAUUGUCUCCAGCUGGGUCCGCCAUCCCAAGGGGAUGUUGUUCAAGUGAGAUGGACAGAUGGUAAUCUCUAUGGAGCCACAUUUGUGGCUUCACAUGUCAUCCAGAUGUACCAGGUGGAGUUUGAAGACGGAUCCCAAUUGAUGGCAAAGAGGGAUGAUGUGUAUACGCUUGAUGAAGAGCUUCCUAAGAGGGUCAGAUCAAGGCUGUCUGUUGCCUCUGACAUGCGGUUCACAGAGAUCUUCGCAGAGAAGGAGGUCAAACAAGAGAGAAAAAGACAGAGGGUGAUCAACUCACGCUACCGUGAAGAUUACAUUGAGCCUGCACUAUAUCGGGCCAUUAUGGAGUAACAGCUGGCAACAGGAUUACUGUGCCCACCUCCUAGGUGGAUCCCAGCACUCCAGGACAGCUGAGGCCAAACAGAUGGUCUUCACAUCCAGUUUUUUUAAAAAUGAGACAAAUUUAUUCUGCAGCAGCUGGAAGGUGGUUCUUGAAUCAUGAAACACUCUUCUUUGAGACCCUAAAGGUGGCAGACACGAAGCCUGGAGUUGGGGAGCACAUCUCUAGCUUCCUGGACAAGUUGACCCAUAUCAGCCUAAAGAUUCUACCUUUGACAGCAAGUUUGUUCAUGUAGUGAGAACCGUCAGAGGCAAAUCUUCUCCAUGCCAUCCCAACAAGCAAUCCAGGCAGCUGCAGUGCUUUGAAUGAACCCCCAUUUUCUCCUGGAUGAAAUGUCUGGUCUGGGAGCAUUUUCCAGUUCACCCUGCCUGCUCAAAGCUGGCAACGUUACUGGUGCUUGACAGUGAAUUCCUUUUUUAUAUUUAUAACCCUGUUUUUGUCAUGAGCAGCUUCUGGUAAUGUGUUUUUUUUCAACAUCACUUCUCUGAAACAGAGUCAAGUGGGCAGAAGAGGGGGAGAAUAAAACUAAGCCCCCUUGUUCAGCCCCAGCUUGUUGAACUUUUGAUUAAUUUUUUGUCCCUAUUUUAUAUUCAGAGACUUAUUUACUCAUGUGUUUAAUUGUAAUAGUAUGUGCCUAUGUAAUAGGAAACUAUUUGGAGCCAUUUAGCACCAUGCAUUCCUCAGGCAAGAGAAUCCUGGGAAAUACCCCUCAUUAAGGCAAUAAGGACUGCAGGGAUUCCAGGCCUCCAUUCCACCUGGGAGGGCGAGAAGUUGGGCCCAAAUGUGUAGCAAGGAUGCUUUGGAAAAUGUCAGUCUUUGGAAAAUGUCAGUUUUAUAUCCCUUAAUGCGGCUCUGGCUUGUGGGGGGUCUUGGGUACAACUAGAGUAUUCAUAAAAUCACGUGCUGAUGGUCAGUGUUACUGGUAUUCCCAUUUGGAAGUCUUGUACUGUCUUUACCACAAAACAUGCAGGUACAUACUGAGCUUUUGGGGGGAAAGUGGGAGAAGAUUAAGGACAUGAUUUUAAUGGGACAGCCUUCCUGCUGUACAGCCAUGGAGGCUUCCAUUCAGGUGUAUCCAAAAACAAUGUGUAAAACUAUUUUCUCUAGUCAUGAGUGUACCCUCGUAGGCUAUAGCUGUAUCACUCUGAUAACCCAUUACUUUUGUUCUUGGAAGAAAAUGUACCCCUGUGAUCACUGGUUGCUCUAGCAAAUUGUGUUACCUCCAAGCUCUGUUCAGCUUUUUCUAUUGCUGUAGAAAUACGCUAUAUAGCAGACUUUUUGUCACACAGUAGACCAAAUGUUGGAUAAAAUAGGCUUACUGCUUCUGGAUCUGCCAUACAGCAUAUAUUGCAAACCUUUUAUAGUAAUUAGUUGAUCCAAAUUUUGACCAAAUUGUUUUUCAAUCAAGAAACAUACAAAGUCUUGAGACUUUUUCCUGCUUCUCUUUAUUAGCUGGAAUCCUAUGUGCAUCCCAUGACAAUUCAGAGCAGCAGGAGAGAUGCAAACCUUGAUAUCCAGUGUUAAGUUGUCUUGUGUGUCAAUGUAGAGUUAAAAUUGAUCCCUUGGAGUGGGAUUCCAUCUUCAGCAACACAGUGUAUUUGGGAACUUUUCUUUCUUUAAGAGUGUCUGUAACUGAACACACAUACCUGAAAGUCCAAAUGGUAGUUGCAAAUGAGGUUGGAGGAGUCUCACUCCUUUGCCUCUGGUACUAAAGGCAGUACUUCUCUGAAUGUAAAUCUGCCUUUGGAGAGACACUUCAAAAUUCCUUGGAUGUCCACAUACCCCAACCACCCUCUCUGUCCUUGUCAACUAGCUAGUGCUGUGUGACAAGGAAGGUACAUAUUUUUGAAACUUUCGUGUUAGGCAAAAGCAACCGUAAGUGAUUUGUUACUUUGUCUGCCAGUAUUUCUUUGGUUCCCUCAGAUAUGAUCCCCAACCACCACCAUCACCAUGAGGCUAUCACAGCUAGUAAUUCCUGCAACCUGAGACAGGAAGGAUUCUUUGCUUGGGCUUCUUAGGGGCAAGAUUAAUCUGUGCAAAGUAAUGUGCAUUUGAACCCUUAUGUUGGUUUGAUUUGAGUGUAGCUUGCUAAAAUGAGCACCUCAGCAUCAGGUAUAAAUCUGGAGACCAUGAAAACCAAAUCACCAAACACAGAGAACUUCACCCACCUCAUGUUUUUAUCCUAAAAUGUCUUCUAAUUGAAAAUUAAUUCUUGAAAGCAUAUGCUACAGGAUGGAAAUGUUCUUAAACUAUAAAUGGCGAUUCAGAGUCUUUCUGAAGUUUUUUGUAUGAAUUAUGUUGGAUCGAACAUAUCAGUGUUCUCCAAAAAUGGCUCUUUCCAUUUCAGAAUGUGGGAAAAGCUGGUGUUAUGAUAUCAGCAAGAUGGAUUUAAACCUAAAUACUUAAUGUAUUAACUAUAUGCAAUGGCUUAUACAUAGUGUCUCAGUUGGCACAUUUUAUGAAAAUUUGCAUUUAUUCUGAAUACUCUCCAGAAUUUAUCCAAAGCAUUCUUUCAUCUGUCGCACCCUCUUUUUUCAUUUGUAUAUGUGCAGCUUUAGUUGCGGCUAGGAACUGCAUUUUAUUUUAAUCUAGGCUGAGAAAUAAGUCAGAUUGCAAAGCAAACGUCUUGCCCCUUCAACUGCUGACUUCAUUCUUUUUUAUCUGUUGAUGCAAUAAUUGGGGGACUCUCCUAUCCUCCCUACUGAUAUUUUAAUAAGCUUCUGAGGAGUCAAACUCCACUUCCUUAGCUUCUCCCCCACUUCAAAUACAGAGCUCUGUAUUAGGAACAGACAGGACUAUGUGAGAUGGACACAGAUCUGCUUAUUACUCCAGUAUCUGACCUGUCUGCAGUUGUACUGAUUUUGAAACACCAAUGUGGGAUUGAUACAGAUAGGCAGCUUUAUGUAUUGUUUUCAAUUUGUUCUAGUAAUAUAAUUUUGAACUAGACUCAACUGAUUAAAUCUGAAAUGCUUUAA